AUGGCGACACAACCAUCCCGGAUACAGACAUUUCCCUUCGAGCUGCUGAGCGAAAUAUUCCGGUUGUUGGAUCCGACCUACCUUGACCGCCGGUUUAUUGUUUGCUCUUUCGUGUGCAGGCAUUGGCGGCAGGCGGCCCUCAGUGAUGGUACCCUCUGGACGAUGAUUCGAAUAUCCGAAUACGACUUUUAUGAAGAAAAGCGCAAUGAAUUACUCGCUGAUCUACUCACGCGCUCGCGUACCCUGCCUCUGGCGGUCGUGUUGAUGCGUUUUCGUGGCCCAAAUGUCCCUGAGUACUAUGAUGCUCUGGAAGAGUUUCUCUACGACGUCCUCAAGCCCAACCUUUGGAGGAUACGCCGCAUCCUGAUCAUCGCCCCGCAGACUACGUGGCCUGUGAUCCUGAACGCUAUGGAAGGCGAGCAAUUUCCGUGGCUCGAGCGGCUUUGUCUCCGGAGCGAUGCAGUGAAGACGAUGUACAAGCUUCAGAACGCGCAACAUGAACGAAUCUGGCAGCUGCCGGGCGACUAUCCCAUGCCCGAGGUCGAUGAUCUCCCUGGUAUCCCCGUCUUUGACCUCGUAUUUCCCCUCCCCCAUGGCCACCGCCUUGAAGUCUUCGAUACGCAGGGCAUAUCAUUUGGCAACGCCUUCCUGCCACAGCUACAGUGUCUUUAUAUUGCCCACCAUAUGCCGCAGAUGGUGACGAAGGGGGAGCUGACUGACGCGCUGUUUGCUACCGAAAAACUCGUGUUGCAAGGCAUGUACGUCCCCAGCGUCGGUGUCAACCGCGAUUUGCCGUUCGACGUCAGCAUAGACAGGUCAGGCGACUGGUUCCAGCCUCUCGACUGGGAGAUACGGCCGCAGAUGGACUACUGUGAAUAUCGACGCCAUGACCAUUUCACCCCUAUCGACGAAGGCGACGAAUACGCGGAAGAGGACGAAGAAGCUGAAGCAGAACAACAGCCAUCUUCAAAAUGCAAGAUUAAGGAGCUCCACUUGAUCAACUUGGUCGCGGAGCCCAUACCGGGAAUGCCGGUUCUGGAAGGCGAUUUUGCGUGGGGUGACCUCGGCGAAGAGGACUGCGCGCCGUUUUUCCGGCAGCUCGUGGAACACACCACCGCCUCGCUACAGACCCUCUUCAUCCACGGUUGGCACGCUGACAGUCGAAUAUGGAAGGACUUUAUCAAGGUUUAUGGACCGCAAACGCGGAAUUCUUCUACCGCUGCUACGACCUCAACCUGGCCACCAACGGCUGCCGGCGAAAUCAGUGAACUUGUUGAAUUUCCGCUGCUGGCGAGCGUGAGGAUCUGGAACAUGUGUGUUCCACGCUCGUUCCAACCCGGAGAUCUGAAGCGGCUGUUCGCCACCAUGCCCGCCGUUACACAAUUGGAUCUGGCGUACACUGUGGCCGCAGAGACGGCUUCUGCUGGGGAAAAUGUCUUUGCGGAGUCGGAGAAGCAGUUUACGGACGCUUGCGUUCAGGUGCUUGAAGAGGACAUGGUUCUUUGCCCCCAACUUCAGGAAUUUCUUAUCAAUGGAACAGCAAUGAAACGAACACCACGAACAUAG
Molecule: messenger RNA, 1566 nt
Organism: Mycena indigotica
Lineage: Eukaryota; Fungi; Basidiomycota; Agaricomycetes; Agaricales; Mycenaceae
Product: F-box domain-containing protein
Exons: 3
Coding region: 1-1566 (521 amino acids)
Molecular function (GO): protein binding
Source: RefSeq, a predicted model, not a curated record